This is a messenger RNA of Eremothecium gossypii ATCC 10895, 3705 nucleotides long. RefSeq names its product Sec31p (gene SEC31). NCBI's taxonomy places the organism in Eukaryota, Fungi, Ascomycota, Saccharomycetes, Saccharomycetales, Saccharomycetaceae. The transcript has a single exon. Gene Ontology annotation, biological process: endoplasmic reticulum organization; COPII-coated vesicle cargo loading; endoplasmic reticulum to Golgi vesicle-mediated transport. The record is from RefSeq and is marked provisional. Gene Ontology annotation, molecular function: structural molecule activity; protein binding. Bases 1 to 3705 code for a protein of 1234 amino acids. Gene Ontology annotation, cellular component: COPII vesicle coat; endoplasmic reticulum exit site.
AUGGUGAAGCUAGCAGAAUAUCCCCGUACGGCGACGUUCGCUUGGUCACCCGACAAGGUGCCGGUGUUGGCCACGGGUACGGCGUCGGGGACGGUGGACGCGGACUUCUCGAGCACAGCGACGCUGGAGUUCUGGGAGGUGGGGAGCGCGGAGAGCGGGCCGCAGGGGUCGGUGACGGCGGACGCGAAGUUCAACGACCUGGACUGGAGCAGGGACGGGGCGAUGCUGGCAGGGGCGCUGGAGAACGGGGUGGUGGAGUUUUUCUGCGCGCGGGAGCGGCGGUCGGUGGCGCGGGUGGCGCGGCACACGACGGGCGUGCGCGCGGUGCGGUUUAACGCGAAGCAGGCGAACGUGGCGGUGUCCGGCGGCAGCCAGGGGGAGAUCUUUGUGUGGGACACGAACAAGAUCAGCGCGGCGGGCUACAGCCCGUUCGGGCCGGGCACGGCGAUGACGCCGAUCGACGAGGUGCAGUCGCUGGCGUGGAACCAGUCGCUGGCGCACGUGUUUGCGUCCGCGGGCUCGUCGGGCUUUGCAUCGAUCUGGGACCUGAAGGCCAAGAAGGAGGUGAUCCACCUCAGCUACACAUCGCCCCACUCCGGGCUCAAGAACCAGCUGGCGGUGGUGGAGUGGCACCCCAGCAACUCGACGCGCGUGGCCACUGCCACGGGCAACGACAACGAGCCGGUGAUUCUCGUGUGGGACCUGCGCAAUGCGAACAUGCCGCUACAAGUGAUGUCACAAGGACACUCGAAGGGCAUUUUGUCCCUGGACUGGUGCAAGCACGAUGAAAAGCUCAUGUUGUCCAGCGGCCGGGACAACACCUGCAUUUUGUGGAACCCAGAGGAGGCACAAAAGUUGACACAAUACCCUACGCGCGGGAACUGGUGCUUCAAGACCAAGUUUGCGCCAGAGGCUCCGGACCUCUUUGCUAGUGCUUCCUUCGACAACAAGAUCCAGGUGCAGACCCUCCAGAACCUUGCAAACAAGCUGGAUCUGGACGAAACGGCUUUCAAGCAACAGGAAUCCGAGGCCGAUUUCUGGAACAACGUCUCGCAGAGCGAAUCGAAGGAAAAGCCUGUUGUUACAAAAAUACAGGCCCCUGCAUGGCACAGCAAGAAGUCACCAGCGGCUCACUGGGCUUUCGGCGGGAAGAUAGUACGCAUCACCUCCGAUGGGCUGGGUGUGUCGGUGAGCAAACCACAUAUCGAAGGAUUUGAGAAGAACGUCAUGCUGGAUGAGGCCCUUCAGUCAAAGAACUUUGUUCCUAUUAUAAACAAAAGGUUGGCUCAAACUGUCACCCCUACAAAUGAGGAGGAUUGGUCCCUGUUAGAGAGUCUAUCCAUGGACGGUAAGGACACUUACCUGCAAGAGGCUCUUUCGUUCGACGACAACGAAGCAGUAGAUUCCCAACCAGAUACCAAGGACGAGGACUUUUUCCUGAACUUAACCGGCCAAUACGAACCAUCCGGUGAGUUUGAACUUGAUGCUGCCAACCCGGGCAUUACUUUAAACCUUCUGAAGGGCGAGCUAUCCAAGGCUGUAAAUCUUGCGCUCGAGAAGGACCUACUUCUGGAGUCUUUGGUGAUUGCUUUAAAUUCCGACGACGACCAAAUAAAGCAAAAGGUCAAGAAUGCAUACUAUACUAAGUAUGCCUCGAAUUCGCAGCUCGCUCGGUCGUUGUACGCAAUUUCCGAGAGGAAAAUUGAAGACCUCGUGGACAACUUGAACGUCUCGCAGUGGAAGCAUAUUGUUAUGGCAAUCAAGACCUACGCUACUGAACAAUCUAAGAACUCUUUAUUGAUCAGAUUGGGCGAUAGGUUGUUGCAGGCAGGUCAGAGACAAAAUGCCGUUACCCUCUACUUGGCCGGGCAGUCAUUGGACAAGGUUGCAUCCGUCUGGCUCAGGGAGCUGCCUGCAUUGGAAUCCGAAAUGCGUUCGCAUAAAAAUACUCUAAACGAGGCGCAUCUGGAAGCCUUGACUGAAUUUGUUGAGAGAUUCACUGUUUUGUCUGCCUACAUCAACGAGGAUGGUGGUGCAAAGCUAACAAACGAAGAAUUGGUAUCUAAAUUCUUGGAAUUCGUGAGCAUGGCUUCAUCUAGCGGGGAUUUCGAACUGGCCUUGAAGUUUUUGGAGAACUUGCCUGGUGACAAUGAGCAGGUGAAGACCGAAAAACAGCGUGUGCUAAUCGCCUCAGGCAAAUGCGCCACUACAUCCGCAACCUCCACAAGAAGGGGCAAGUACGGAUCUACAACAGUGGCUCCCGGAGUUCCGGGUAUGCCAGCGGCUCCUAUGCCUGUUGUUGGUAUGCAACCACCAGCUAACCCACUGGCUGACCGUACAGCAAGUUAUGGUGCGCCAGGGUACAAUGUUGCAGCGCCAAUGCCACCUCCAAACGGAAGACCAAACCCAUACGCUGCUCCUGCGCCUGCCUACCAGAUGGCCAACCCUGCUGCGCAUGGAAAGUACGUUAAUUCUGCUUCUGCUUCUCCAGGGCACAAUACCCCCCGCGGUUCGGUUUCCAUGCCUCACAACCCAUAUGCGCCAUCUACCAAUGGCGCCGGCGCGGUAUCACAUAACUCCUACGCACCACAACAUGUGCAGCCUGCAGGGCAGCCUCAGAACAUGUAUGGGGUGCCACCGCAGAGAAAUUUUAUGAACCAGACCCAGGAUAAGCCGCCAGUCAACCCUGCCGCCACGAAUGUGCUAUCUGGUCAAUCCCCACAUUUAAACAGAAAAGCCAACAAUGGAUGGAAUGAUCUUCCUGAAAUUGUGAAGGAGAAGAAAUCGAGGGCCAAGCCGGUAUCCACAGCGCCAGUUGCUGUGGCUUCUAUGACGGGAAUGCAAGCAUCGCCUAAUGUCACCGGCGGCACGAUUCCUCCUCCUCCUAUUACAAGGGUCACUUCCAAUACGAGCAUUGCCGGUUCCCCAAUGACCCCACAGAAGCUUUCCCGGAAGUCUUCCGUAGUUCAAACUACCGCCCUGAAUGCUCCAGUGCCAGUUAAUCCAUAUGCUCCCCCUGUAACGGGCAGGAAUGCCGUGCAGUCCCCACCUCUGAACCCGUACGCGCCUUCCGGAGCGCACGCUGCGGCGCCCCCCACGGGAACAUACUCUCCUCAUCUGGCUGGACAAGCGAUAGACCAUACUCACCGUGCUACGCCAUUAUCCAAUAUGGCUGCCCCACCACAGAAAGCCAUGCCAGGCCCCCCUCCAAAGUCCAUGGCAAGGAAGUCCACCACUUCUGAAAAAGACAUCGACUCCGCUAACCAACUGCUCUCCUCCAUCCAAAAAGCCCCUAACGGCGGCCCUCCUCCCCGGAAGCAGGUCGUAGCCCCGCAGCCUUCAGUACACGCAGCUUCCCCAGUGGCGGAACCUGUCGCGAUCCCUCCACAGCAGCAGCUAAUCAUUGAAUUUUUCAAAGAAGAGCUGGCCCGCGUUACGCCACUAGUCCCUCCAGAGUAUAACAAGCAGCUAAAGGACUGUAGCAAACGGCUGAAUAUCCUGUUCACUCACAUCGAGAAACAAGAUCUAUUGUCAGCCCCAACUAUCGAAAAGUUGCAUACUAUUGUCGCGUUAUUGCGGGAGCAUAAAUACUCGGACGCUCUAGCGGUUCAUGUGGAUAUUGCUACUAACCAUGUACAAGAAGCAGGGAACUGGCUGACCGGAGUCAAGCGGUUAAUUGGUCUUGCAGAGGCAACCUCUAGCUGA